Molecule: messenger RNA, 807 nt
Organism: Strongylocentrotus purpuratus (purple sea urchin)
Lineage: Eukaryota; Metazoa; Echinodermata; Echinoidea; Camarodonta; Strongylocentrotidae
Product: piggyBac transposable element-derived protein 2-like
Exons: 1
Coding region: 1-807 (268 amino acids)
Source: RefSeq, a predicted model, not a curated record
AUGCCUAGUACGCGUGGAUACUGGGAGACAGAGACUAGGUAUCUGCCAGUAGCCGAUGUGAUGAGUCGCAACAGGCUGAAGGAUUGCAGACUAAUGGACGAUAAAGAACUUAAGAAAUGUGGGAGAGGAGCAACAGACCAUUGGGUUGAGGAUAGCGUGGGUGUCGUCGCCAUCAAGUGGUAUGACAACAAGCCCGUCACACUCCUCUCAACAUUUGUUGGGGUUGAUCCGACUGACAGCGUUCGACGUUGGGACAAAGCAAAAAAGGAGCAUGUCCAAGUAUCCAGACCAAGCAUAGUAAAGGAAUAUAACAAGUUCAUGGGAGGUGUAGAUCUCCAUGAUUCUCUCACUGCUCUGUACAAGUACCCAGUCAGGUCCAAGAGGUGGUACAUUUACAUCUGGUACCAUACCCUCACAAUGGUUGUAGUGAAUGCGUGGCUCCUAUAUCGCAGGCACUGUGGUCAGCUUGGUUGCUCACACUUGCCACUACGCAAAUUUCAGGCAUCUGCAGCAAGCUGCCUUACCUCAGCAGGAAAGCGUGCGAGGGGGCGACCAAGCAACACAGCCACUCUGCCAUCUCCAGCACCAGUGAAAUGGAAGAAGAGUCCGGCUAAUGACAUCGGGAAGGAUGGUGUAGAUCAUUUGCCCCUAUGGGUAGUAAAGCGCCAAAGGUGCAAGCACUGUCAGGGAGGAUUCCUCUCCUUUGUGCAGUGCACCAAGUGUGAUGUGCAUCUCUGCCUAAAUAAAGACAGAAACUGCUUUGCACCAUAUCACACCCCAAAUAACUUUCCCAAACUUAUCAUCUGA